Molecule: messenger RNA, 8677 nt
Organism: Myodes glareolus (Bank vole)
Lineage: Eukaryota; Metazoa; Chordata; Mammalia; Rodentia; Cricetidae
Source: RefSeq, a predicted model, not a curated record
UCGAACGAGGAACGGGGAAUGCGCAGACACUCUAUUGCCCAGCAAUGCUGGGCCCAGAGGUCACGCUGGUCCUCGACGGAGCCCAGUCCUUAGCCCCUUGUAGUUGACAGCCGUUUGGUUGCUUGGCCGGGAGGCUCAUUCUUAUCUCCUCAGCCCGGGCCCCAUUGCCUACUCUGGGGAAACCUCUUCCUGAACUUUUGUUGCCGAAUUUGCCCCCUUCUAACACUGCCCUUUCUCCACAUGUUUUUCUUGCUUUGAGUCCCUAACUUCACACCCCAAAUCUGUUUUCUUUCCCCUAGUCCAAUAAGAUGCACCAAUUCAGUUGGCUUCUGCCCCUUCUGCCUGUACGGAGCAGGCAGCCAAAUUUAAUACUGGUCUUUAAGGCUUAGCAGGAAGACUAUUCUCUCAAGCAGCUGGACUCUCUGCCUUUCUUCGACUUCAUUCAGGGCACACACAGAUUAAAAUCCUAGCUACCCAAGUCCUCUGAAGUGGGCCUUGGAGGAUCUCAGCUGCUAGACGGUUUACACUGGAAAGGCUUCUAAGACUUAAAGAGUGGAAUGCUUCCUAAACAGAAGAAUGUUGAACUCGCAUUUUGGGUGGCAGCUGAAUUUAAUGGAUGGAAAACCACAGACUGUCGCUUUCCUGGCACAGGAGCAUCAGGAGUAGCAUCAGACCCUGCCGGGUCACUUCCUGCCAUCACCAGUGUGUACUAUUGAAAAGAUGUUGUAGGAUCUCAUCUGGCCGUCGGGUACUGGAAGAGGCGAGGGGGAGAGCGCACCAUAGCAGAGAGACGGCAAGAGAAAAGGGAGACUACGAGACGCGCCGCGUCGGCGCCCCGAGACCCAGGAGGAGCCCGCAGGCAGCAGUUAGGUUGUGAUGGGGAUUCUCCCCUCCCUUUUGCUCCACAAUGCCUUGGUGAGCGGUCUCGGCAACCGAGCUACCCGUGGAAGAAUUGGGGCUGAGAUGUCGCGGCGGGUGGCCGCAGAUGGGGAUGCUGGAGAAGGAAGGAGUUCAUCUCAAGUUCGCAAUCUGUGUCCGGAAGCUGGUCUGGCCUGGGAGGGCGUUUCGAGCACCGGUCCUACUAAGAGAAAACCAGAGCCCAGAGGGGAAGUGAGUCCCAAGGUCACACAUCAAGAACCUGCUACUGGUCUGGUACUUGGGUUAUUGCUUCGGGAAGAAUCCUAAGCUGAGCUUGCUCGUUUCAUAGAUGAGAGAACAGGGAACGGGACAGAGAAGCCACCAACCUGGACCCCAUAUGCCACCUUAUUUGGUUUGAGUCCUUCUGACUUUAAGCGUGUUGCAUCCAGUCCUAGAGACCCUUGUAGCAGGCCGCUGUGGUUUCUGAUUCCCCACCUAAGGACAGGGCCCGUUUUGACUGUUCCCUGCCAGUACUUUCGCCCUGAAUAUUGAAACUGUGCUGAAUAUGGACUUGGAGAUUUGUGUGGUAUGUCUGCACAGAGAGGCAUCUGGGGCACACAGCUGCUGAGCCUGGUGGACAAGUCACUGACCCUCUCUGGGCUUCCAUUGAUCUCUACAAGUUUGGGAUUGGAAUGUUGAGGAAGAAUGUGCCCUGUUCCUGGGGGCUGGUUGCUUUCCAAUGCCGAUACUGUCUUCCGAGGAGAUUAAAGACAGCACUGUCUGUCAUGAGCCAGAGACCCCUCUGCUGCUGCUGCUGCUGCUGCUGCUGCUGGGAGAGCAGGACCUAGAAUUCCCAUGGUCACAUAAGAAGAGCUGCCAUGGAAGCACCAGGGACCAGUACCCCCGAAACAGGGUACAUUGACUACUGGCUAUAAGCAGCUGAACUCAGAACUGGAUCGAGAUAACCGGCCCGAGUCAUGCAGUCUUUUCGAGAAAGGUGUGGUUUCCAUGGCAAACAGCAAAACUAUCCACAAACCUCACAGGAGACAUCGCGCCUGGAGAACUACAGGCAGCCAGGUCAGGCUGGGCUCAGCUGUGAUCGUCAGCGGCUGCUGGCCAAGGACUAUUACAACCCACAGCCCUAUACAGGCUAUGAGGGUGGCGCUGGCACACCUUCUGGCACAGUGGCCACGGCAACUGCAGACAAGUACCACCGAGGCAGCAAGUCCCUACAGGGGAGGCCGGCUUUCCCCACCUAUGUUCAAGACAGCAGCCCCUACCCAGGGCGUUACUCUGGCGAGGAGGGUCUUCAGACCUGGGGGGGCCCACAGCCACCACCUCCCCAGCCUCAGCCCCUGCCAGGGGCAGUGAGCAAAUAUGAGGAGAACUUGAUGAAGAAGACGGUGGUGCCCCCAAACAGGCAGUACCCUGAGCAGGGCCCCCAACUUUCCUUCCGGACUCACAGCCUGCAUGCCCCCCCACCACAGCCUCAGCAGCCCCUGGCUUACCCCAAACUCCAAAGGCAGAAACCACAGAAUGACCUUGCUUCCGCUCUGCCUUUCCCCCAGAGCAGCCACUUUCCCCAGCAUUCUCAGUCCUUCCCUACCUCCUCCAGCUACGCCCCAGCAGUGCAGGGUGGCGGCCAGGGGGCCCACUCCUAUAAGAGUUGCACAGCGCCAUCUGCCCAGCCACAUGACAGGCCGAUGAGUGCCAACGCAAGCCUGGCCCCGGGGCAACGGGUCCAGAAUCUUCACGCUUACCAAUCGGGCCGCCUUGGCUAUGAGCAGCAGCAGCAAGCACUCCAGGGCCGGCACCACACCCAGGAAACUCUCCACUACCAGAACCUCACCAAGUACCAACACUAUGGACAGCAAGGCCAGGGCUACUGUCCGCCGGACACAGCUGUCAGGACUCCCGAGCAGUAUUACCAGACCUUCAGCCCCAGCUCCAGCCACUCCCCUGCACGGUCUGUGGGUCGCUCCCCUUCCUAUAGCUCCACCCCGUCACCACUGAUGCCCAACCUGGAGAACUUCCCCUACAGCCAGCAGCCGCUUAGUACUGGGGCCUUCCCCACAGGCAUCACAGACCACAGCCACUUUAUGCCCCUGCUCAACCCAUCCCCCACAGAUGCUGCCAGUUCUGUGGACCCCCAGGUCAGCAACUGCAAGCCCCUGCAAAAGGAGAAGCUCCCUGACAACUUACUGUCGGACCUCAGCCUGCAGAGCCUCACGGCACUCACCUCACAGGUGGAAAACAUCUCCAAUACCGUGCAGCAGCUCUUGCUGUCCAAAGCUGCCAUGCCACAGAAGAAAGGGGUCAAGAGCCUUGUGGCCAGGACUCCGGAGCAGCACAAGAGCCAGCACUGUAGCCCCGAGGGCAGUGGCUACUCAGCUGAGCCAGCAGGCACACCGCUGUCUGAACCGCCAAGUAGCACACCACAGUCCACGCAUGCUGAGCCACAGGAUGCCGACUACCUGAGUGGCUCCGAGGACCCUCUAGAGCGCAGCUUCCUCUACUGCAGCCAGGCCCGUGGCAGUCCUGCCAGGGUCAACAACAACUCCAAGGCUAAGCCUGAGUCCGUGUCUACCUGUUCUGUGACCUCACCUGACGACAUGUCCACCAAGUCUGAUGACUCUUUCCAGAGCCUGCAUAGCACUCUGCCACUGGACAGCUUCUCCAAAUUCGUGGCAGGCGAGCGGGACUGCCCACGGCUGCUGCUCAGUGCCCUGGCCCAGGAAGAUCUGGCCUCUGAGAUCCUGGGGCUUCAGGAAGCCAUUGUUGAGAAGGCUGACAAGGCCUGGGCUGAGGCUUCCAGCCUGCCCAAGGACAAUGGCAAGCCGCCCUUCCCACUGGAGAACCACAGCACCUGCCUGGACGCUGUGGCCAAGACGCCAUGGUCCCAGCCCGGGGAACCAGAAGCCCUACCUGAACCCUUGCAGCUGGACAAGGGUGGUAGCACCAAGGACUUCAGCCCGGGGCUCUUUGAAGACCCUUCUGUGGCCUUUGCCACCACUGACCCGAAGAAGACAACCAGUCCCCUGUCCUUUGGCACCAAGCCUUUGCUCGGAGCUGCCACUCCAGACCCCACCGCAGCAGCCUUCGACUGCUUUCCAGACACAACUGCUGCCAGCUCGGUGGACAGUGCCAACCCUUUCGCCUGGCCAGAGGAGAACUUGGGUGAUGCUUGUCCUCGUUGGGGCCUCCACCCUGGUGAGCUCACCAAGGGCUUGGAGCAGGGUUCAAAAGGCUCAGACAGUGUGGGCAAAGCAGAUACACACGAGACCUCUGCCUGCUUGGGCUUCCAGGAAGAGCAUGCCAUUGGGAAGCCAGCAGCUUCACUGUCUGGGGACUUCAAGCAGCAGGAGGCAGACGGGGUGAAGGAGGAAGUGGGUGGGUUGUUGCAGUGCCCUGAGGUGGGCAAAGCUGACCAGUGGCUGGAGGACAGCCGGCAUUGCUGUUCCUCCACUGACUUUGGGGACCUGCCAUUGUUGCCACCCCCUGGCAGGAAGGAGGACCUAGAGGCUGAAGAGGAGUAUUCCUCCCUGUGUGAACUGUUGGGUAGCCCUGAGCAGAGGCCCAGCCUGCAGGACCCAUUGUCCCCCAAGGCCCCACUGAUUUGCACCAAGGAGGAAGCAGAGGAGGUGCUGGACCCCAAGGCUGACUGGGCCUCCCCAUGUCACCUCUCCGGUGAGCCUGCUGUCCUCCUGGGCCCCUCUGUGGGUGCUGAAUCAAAGGUCCAGAGCUGGUUUGAGUCUUCACUGUCACAUAUGAAGCCAGGAGAAGAUGGGCCAGAGAUAGAGAGAGCCCCAGGUAGUUCUGCCACUUCAGAAGGCUCCCUGGCCCCAAAGCCUAACAAACCUGCUGUGCCUGAGGUGCCCAUUGCUAAGAAAGAGCCUGUGCCGCGGGGUAAAAGUUUACGGAGCCGUCGGGUGCACCGGGGGCUGCCUGAGGCUGAAGACUCUCCGUGCAGGGUACCAGCACUUCCCAAAGACCUCUUGCUCCCAGAGUCCUGCACAGGACCCCCCCAGGGACAGGCAGAAGGGGCUGGAGCUCCAGGCCGGGGGCUGUCAGAAGGGCUCCCCAGAAUGUGUACUCGCUCUCUUACAGCUCUGAGUGAGCCCCAAACUCCUGGACCUCCAGGCCUGACCACUACCCCCACGCCUCCUGACAAACUGGGAGGCAAACAGCGAGCAGCCUUCAAGUCUGGCAAGCGGGUAGGAAAACCAUCACCCAAGGCUGCAUCCAGUCCCAGCAACCCUGCUGCCCUGCCUGUUGCCUCAGACAGCAGCCCCAUGGGCUCCAAGACCAAGGAGCCAGACUCUCCCAGCAUCCCUGGCAAGGACCAGCGCUCCAUGGUUCUCCGGUCUCGCACCAAACCCCAACAGGUCUUCCAUGUCAAACGACGGCGGCCCUCAGAGAGCCGGAACCCAGACUGUCGUGCCACCAAGAAGCUCCCUGCCAACAACCACUUACCCACUGCAUUCAAGGUCUCCAGUGGGCCCCAGAAGGAAGGCCGGGUGAACCAGCGGGUCAAAGUACCCAGGCCUGGUGGACCAGGGAGCAAGCUUUCAGAUCGGCCUCUCCACACGCUCAAAAGGAAGUCAGCCUUCAUGGCUCCUGUCCCCACCAAAAAGCGAAGCCUCAUCCUUCGAAGCAGCAAUGGAAGUGGAGUAGAUGGGAGGGAGGAGAGGGCCGAGGCCUCUCCUGGCCUCUUGAGGAGGAUGGCCUCACCCCAGAGAGCCAGGCCCAGAGGCAGUGGGGAGCCACCCCCGCCCCCACCACUGGAGCCUCCUGCUGCAAGCAUGGAGCUGGCUACAGCAUCAUCCCUGCCCAGUGCUGUGAGGACCAAGGUGCUGCCACCCCGAAAGGGCCGUGGCCUCAAGCUGGAGGCCAUAGUACAGAAGAUCACCUCACCUGGUCUCAAGAAACUUGCAUGCAGAGUGGCAGGGGCUCCUCCUGGGACUCCCCGGAGCCCAGCCUUACCUGAGAAACGUUCAGGGGGGAGUCCAGCUGGGGCAGAAGAGGGUCUAGGAGGGAUGGGCCCUGGACAGAUGCUGCCAGCAGCUUCAGGGGCCGAGCCAUCGUGUAGAAAUUCAGCCAGCAGGUCCCUAAAAGGCAAACUCCUGAAUAGUAAGAAACUGUCCACUGCUGCUGACUGUCCCAAAGCUGAGGCCUUCAUGUCCCCGGAGACCCUGCCGUCCCUAGGCACUGCCCGGGCACCGAAGAAAAGGAGCCGGAAAGGCAGGACCGGGGCCUUGGGACCCUCUAAAGGGCCGUUGGAGAAGCGGCCCUGUCCUGGCCAAACUCUGACCCUUGCUACCCAUGACAGGGCCAGCAGCACUCAGGGUGGAGGUGAGGACAGCUCCAGUGGAGGAGGCAAGAAGCCAAAGACAGAGGAGCUGGGACCGACCUCCCAGCCCCCUGAAGGCCGGCCCUGCCAGCCCCAGACAAGGGCACAGAAGCAGCCAGGCCAAGCCAGCUACAGUAGCUACUCAAAACGGAAGCGCCUUAGCCGUGGCCGGGCUAAGACCACCCAUGCUUCACCCUGUAAGGGGCGUGCCACUCGGAGACGGCAGCAACAGGUACUGCCCCUGGAUCCUGCGGAGCCUGAAAUCCGACUCAAAUACAUUUCUUCUUGCAAGCGGCUGAGGGCAGACAGCCGCACCCCAGCCUUCUCACCCUUUGUGCGGGUGGAGAAGAGAGAUGCUUACACCACCAUAUGCACUGUGGUCAACUCCCCGGGGGAUGAGCCCAAGCCUCACUGGAAGCCCUCCUCCUCUGUUGCCUCCUCCUCCUCUGCCUCUUCCUCCUCCUCCUCAGAACCAGCUGGGGCCUCUCUGACCACAUUCCCCGGAGGCUCUGUGCUGCAGCCGAGGCCCUCCCUGCCCCUCUCCUCCACCAUGCAUCUGGGGCCUGUCGUGUCCAAGGCCCUAAGUACCUCUUGCCUUGUCUGCUGCCUCUGCCAAAACCCGGCCAACUUCAAGGACCUUGGGGACCUCUGUGGCCCUUACUACCCUGAACACUGCCUCCCAAAAAAGAAACCAAAACUCAAGGAGAAGGUGCGGCUGGAGGGCACCGUUGAGGAGGCCUCUCUGCCUCCCGAGAGAACAGUCAAAGGGCUGGAAUGUGCAGCCGGCACCGCUGCUGCCACGGCUACCGCUCCCACCACUACCGUCACCACCACCACAACCCUGGGGAGGCUGCCCAGGCCUGAUGGCCCCCCUGACCCUGCCAAGCAGGGCUCCCUGCGCUCCAGUGCCCGGGGCCUGUCGCGGCGGCUGCAGAGUUGCUAUUGCUGUGAUGGGCAGGGGGACGGGGGUGAGGAGGUGGCCCCAGCUGACAAGAGCCGCAAACAUGAGUGCAGCAAAGAGGCCCCUGCAGAACUCGGUGGGGACACCCAGGAACACUGGGUACAUGAGGCCUGUGCUGUGUGGACCAGCGGGGUGUACCUGGUGGCCGGGAAGCUCUUUGGGCUCCAAGAGGCCAUGAAGGUAGCUGUGGACAUGCCAUGUUCCAGCUGCCAUGAAGCCGGGGCGACCAUCUCGUGCUCCUAUAAAGGAUGUAUCCACACCUACCACUACCCUUGUGCCAAUGACACAGGUUGCACAUUCGUUGAGGAGAAUUUUACUUUGAAGUGCCCCAAACAUAAGAGGCUGCCGUUGUAAUCCCCAUGUGGCCGAGCCUCCGAGGAAGAGGAGCUGCGCCCACAGCUGGUCCUUGAUCCCACCCCGGGUCUUGGUUCCGGCUGCUUCGGGCGCUGGCGUGAGGCCCGGGUUGCAAAGAAAACCUGUUCCAGGCCAGACUUGGCGAGGGCAGGCCACCAGGCAGCCAGGCCCGGGGCGCACGGCUUCAGGCGGGAUGCAAGUCCCCUGCAAGUUCUGAAAUGACGUGGCAUGCAAGCUGUGCCCCUGAGAAGAGGCCGAGGGUGCUGCUGGCUCGGUGGACGACAUGGGGCAGGACCCAAGUCUUUCUGUAGAGGUCCAGCCAAUGGGGGAAUGCGACCCUGGCACCCAAGGCUUUGCCCAGAGUCGUGACAGACCUGGGCUCAGGCCGUGUGGUCCCUGAUAUGAGCUGGCCUGGGGCAGUGCCCUAUGGCUUCUGUUUGUCCCCUUUCCAGUCUUCCACCCCACUGAUGGAGCCCGGUCUGGAAGCUUGAGGAAAUUGGGCCUGGCUACCCUCUAGGCAGAUGUGCAGCCGUCCCUAAGCACCGCCAUGGGUUCCAGGAACUGCCGCUGCUCGGCUCGUGGGCAGAGACAGUGCUAGACUUCAUGUACAAACCUGUGUACCCCUCUAUAUAUAUGUUAUAUAGAAUGUAUAUAUGUUGGGAACAUGCUCGCUUCUGUGUGUCGCUGCUGUGCGUCGUGUGCUCCACAGCACAGAGCCCUAACCUGGCCUUGGCCGGACUAGGGGCUACAGUGAUGCCCCUUCCUUGUGCAACCACCAUCACCGCCGCCACCACCACGGCCAGUCCCCACCUGUCCGUUUGUGUUCUCAGCUCUGUCCACGCUUCAAUAGGCCUGAUGCAGCCCCCCCCCGCAACUUCCUGUACAUAUGACUGUAAAAUGGUAAACGUGUGUAUUAUAUCUGGCCUCGUUAUAUAGUGUAUAUAUAUGUAUACAUAUACAUAUAUAUAAUAUAUAUGAAGACUGUAAAUGUUAAGACAACUAGUGUUCUUAUUAGUAUAUUGCUUCACACUGAAGAUUGUGUGUAUCGAGCUGUUUCUAAAAGAUGUUUAUUUUCCUUAAGAGUAAAAAAAAAAAAACCAGUCAUUGCAUUCAGAAAAAAAAAAGUCAAUAAAGAUACCACGAUUGUUUUGGAA